Messenger RNA from Lathyrus oleraceus (garden pea), 1029 nucleotides. RefSeq names its product LOB domain-containing protein 1. The transcript has 2 exons. The coding region runs from base 209 to 799 and encodes 196 amino acids. The record is from RefSeq and is a predicted model, not a curated record. NCBI's taxonomy places the organism in Eukaryota, Viridiplantae, Streptophyta, Magnoliopsida, Fabales, Fabaceae.
UUGAUGCCGGUGCACUCAAACUCUCUUAACAUCUCCUCCUUUUUCCCCUAUAAAUUAAACCCUCUCCUUUUAGCAAUCUAAACCAAACCCCACACACACAACACUCACUCUCAAUUUCUCAUACCCCUCUUUCAUAUCCCUCAAAACACAAAGCACAAGUAGCUAAAAACCAAACACAAAACAACAAAACACAACUUUGAGGAAAGCCAUGGAGAAUGACACAAUUAGAAACAUUCCAAUUUCCUCUCCCUCUAAAUUUUCUCACUCUUCUAGUUCUUCACUUCCACCUCUUGCAACUCAAACUGUGAUGAGUCCUUGUGCUGCUUGCAAGAUUUUGAGAAGAAGAUGUGCUGAGAAAUGUGUGUUGGCACCUUAUUUUCCUCCCACAGAACCUGCCAAAUUUACCACUGCUCAUCGUGUGUUUGGUGCCAGCAACAUCAUCAAGUUCUUGCAGGAACUUCCGGAAUCUCAACGAGCUGAUGCAGUGAGCAGCAUGGUUUAUGAGGCUAGUGCAAGAAUAAGAGAUCCUGUGUAUGGAUGUGCAGGCGCAAUUUGUCACCUCCAAAAUCAAGUGAAUGAGCUUCAAGCACAAUUAGCUAAGUCACAAGUUGAACUUAUGAACAUGCAAUUGCAACAAUCCAAUCUAUUGGCUAUGAUUUGCAUGGAAAUGAAAGAAACUCCACAACAAUCAAUGGACAAUUUCAUUUCAAGUCCUACUUAUAGUAGUGAUUAUCAAAACAAUCUCAACUUCUUUGAGGACAACACUAGCCCAAAUUUGUGGGAGCCUCUUUGGACAUGAUGAAGAAUGAAAACUAUAUCGAUACUAAUUUAUCUCAUAUAUUAUAAGGCAUUUCAAAAUUGUUUUGAUCACAUUUAUUAUAAGAGAAGUCGAAGGAAUUGUCUAUGAGAUAUGAGUUUAGUCGUAAGAGUCUGGUCUUGUAAUUUCCAAGGAAUAGAAUUAAAAACUUAUUCAGAAUGUAAAAUACUUAUCAGGGUACUUUAAUUAAUAAAUAAAUGUUCUAUUCUCCA